AUGGCUAGUUUAAUUCACAAUAACAUACCGGCUCGUUCUUCAGACCAGAUUGUGCCAGACAACGAUAACUUUAUUAUUCCACAAGAUGAUCAAACUGUAUCUGACCUCAUGGACAAAUUACUCUUCACAGAAGAUACAAAGACAAGAAGAGAAAGUGCAUCAAUCAUCGAUGACUUCUUUGGGGAUGCCUUAAAGUCCCCAUUUCUCUCCAGCAAAUCGUUCUUUCUCAGCGGUGCUCCAUGCAGCAAUGCAUCCAAGCUCUCCAGCAGAAUGCUAAACCCCAUGGAAAAACACAGCUUGUUCGGAGAUGAUACAUCCAGAAGAACUAGUUCCUCCUUAGUUGAAGAAUUCCUGGGAGAAGUAUCCAAUGGCAGUCUCCAUGGUGAAAAGGUAUGGAUCAAAUCAGAGCCACCUGAGUUUAUUGCUGCAAGCUCGGAGGCUUAUGACCAGGAGCCAGCAGAAGUUUUUGAUAUAGCUUCAACAAUGUAUGACUCAAUUAUUAUGACAAAUGGAGGUGCCAGUUUAGAGCCGAUGGACGAUGGAAGGAGCACUAGUAACAGCAGUACAGUGUUGGUUUCAGAUUCUCUCUGGGAAGAUCUCAAUAUGCUAGAAAACCCUGCCUCAUGCAGUGCCAGCAGGGCAACGACAUGUAGAAGCAUACAGAGCAGCAGCGGAAGGCAAGACCACCUGCCCAUCAAAUCAGAACCAGUUGACUAUGAAAGCAUGCUUUCUUGCCAGUUUGGACUUUCAGAAUCUUCCACAUUUCACAAUACAACCACAAGCCAGUCUGGCAGUAGAGACUCCUUUCUUUUUGAUAUGAAUUCAACUGACUCGUAUAGAAUACCCAGUGGUGCUAGCAAUACAACAGCAAUCUCAACAUAUAACCGACCCAUCCUGUCAUCAAAAUCAACAUUUAAUCAGCCACUUACCACAGACAUUACAACCAGCAAACAAAUCAUCAUUCAGCAUUCCUCAGCUAACAGCGGAGGUCUUGUUUGCCAAGCCCCUACAUCAGGGUUCAUUUCCCCGAAGCCCUAUUCCAGUUCCACCAUUUUUACUUCUUCCUCUGCUCCCCAUGUCGUUCCUAGUAUGUUUUUACCCCCAACUCCCCCCACCUCCCAACCUGCUAGCCCCAACAAUGAGGGUGUCCGUAGAACCCCACCACCUCCAUACCCAGGUAACAGUUCUCAAAUCCGCACCUGCGGCCUGAGUCCAGCACCAUCGUCUCUGCCCCUCACAGUCACAAUGACCAGCCAGGCCAAACCUGAGCGACCCAGGAAGCAACCGGUCACUCAUCCAGGAUGUUCCACUAUCAAGUAUAACAGAAAAAACAAUCCAGAACUAGAGAAGCGAAGGAUUCACUUCUGCGUCUUCCCUGGUUGCAGAAAAGCGUACACAAAGAGCUCCCACCUCAAGGCACAUCAAAGAAUCCACACAGGCGAAAAACCAUACAAGUGUCACAUACAGACCUGUGGAUGGAGGUUCGCCCGAUCAGACGAGCUUACCAGACACAUACGUAAACAUACAGGAGCCAAGCCUUUUAUAUGCAAAGUCUGCGAAAGAAGCUUCGCCAGAUCUGACCAUCUAGCCCUGCAUAUGAAACGCCAUGAGCCUAAGAACAAAUGA
Messenger RNA from Candidula unifasciata, 1626 nucleotides. NCBI's taxonomy places the organism in Eukaryota, Metazoa, Mollusca, Gastropoda, Stylommatophora, Geomitridae. The record is from the annotation of a GenBank genome assembly.